AUGGGCAUGGGGGGCCUGGGUGGAGGCAUGGGGGGCUUUGGAGGGGGCAUGGGCGGCGGUGGAGGAGGGAUGGGGGGCUUUGGCGGCGGCAUAGGCGGUGGAAUGGGUGGUUUCGGCGGCGCCGGCUUCCCCGGAGGGAUCCAGCCCGUUCAGGUGGAUCCCAGCCUGCUCCGGCCCGUCCACGUGGAGAUCGACCCCCAGAUCCAGCAGGUGAAAACCCAGGAGAAGGAGCAGAUCAAGACCCUCAACAACCAGUUCGCCUCCUUCAUCGACAAGGUGCGGUUCCUGGAGCAGCAGAACAAGGUCCUGUCCACCAAGUGGGAGCUGCUGCAGCAGCAGGGGCCGUCAGGGCCCAGGAAGGACCUGACGGUGAUCUUUGAGAGCUACAUCCAGAACCUGAGGAGGCAGCUGGAGAACCUGCUGGGGCAGCGGGGGCAGCUGGAGUCGGAGCUGCAGAACAUGCGGCAGUACGUGGAGGAGUUCAAGAGCAAGUACGAGGAGGAGAUCAACCGGCGCACGGCGGCCGAGAAUGAGUUCGUGGUACUGAAGAAGGACGUGGACUGUGCCUACAUGGCCAAAGUGGAGCUGGAGGCCAAGGUGGGAGCUCUGACCGACGAGAUCAACUUCCUGAGGUGCAUCUACGAGGAGGAGCUGUCCCAGAUGCAGAGCAUCAGCCGGGACCUGUCCGUGGUGGUGUCCAUGGACAACAACCGGCACCUGGACCUGGACAGCAUCAUCGAGGAGGUCCGGCGCCAGUACGAGCAGAUCGCGCUCUGCAACGACAGCAUGUCCAACGUCAACGUCUCCGUGGUGGGCAGGACCAGCAUCUCCGGAGGCAGAGGCGGCGGGAUGGGAGGAGGAUUCGGCGGCAGCGGGAUGGGAGGAGGAGGAUUCGGGGGCAGCUGCGGGAUGGGAGGAGGAUUCGGAGGCAGCGGGAUGGCAGGAGGAGGAUUCGGCGGCGGCAGCUGCGGGAUGGGAGGAGGAGGAUUCGGAGGGGGCAGCGGGAUGGGCGGGGGGAUGAUGCACGGCGGGGGCUUCUCGUCGGGCAGCGGGAGGAUGUGCGGCUCCGGCGGGGGCUCGUCCUCGGUGCGGAGAUGCGUCACCACCUCGGUGAAGUCCUCGGGGGUGCGGUUCUGA
Molecule: messenger RNA, 1137 nt
Organism: Empidonax traillii (willow flycatcher)
Lineage: Eukaryota; Metazoa; Chordata; Aves; Passeriformes; Tyrannidae
Product: keratin, type II cytoskeletal 3-like
Exons: 7
Biological process (GO): keratinization; intermediate filament organization
Cellular component (GO): keratin filament
Molecular function (GO): structural constituent of skin epidermis
Source: RefSeq, a predicted model, not a curated record